This is a messenger RNA of Esox lucius (northern pike), 6151 nucleotides long. It is a transcript of the gene arrb2b, whose product is annotated as arrestin, beta 2b. The record is from RefSeq and is a predicted model, not a curated record. Gene Ontology annotation, molecular function: angiotensin receptor binding. The coding region runs from base 195 to 1430 and encodes 411 amino acids. Gene Ontology annotation, cellular component: cytoplasm. NCBI's taxonomy places the organism in Eukaryota, Metazoa, Chordata, Actinopteri, Esociformes, Esocidae. Gene Ontology annotation, biological process: G protein-coupled receptor internalization; signal transduction; positive regulation of ERK1 and ERK2 cascade. The transcript is spliced from 15 exons.
AACAGUUCGUUUCCGUCUGUAGGCUGCGGAAACAGAGUUUCAGGGAGCUGCGUGAGCAGAACCGAGACUGAUUGGAGCUCGAGCCCGCGCCUAAGAGGAAACAGGAGAGAAUUAACGAAGACCUUUAUCAAAAUAUCAUUUAGAUUUGCACCAACAUUACACUUUAAUACCACUGAAAACCAAGGUCUGUGAAGAUGGGAGAUAAAGCGGGGACCAGAGUCUUUAAGAAGUCCAGCCCCAACUGCAAGCUCACAGUUUAUCUAGGAAAGAGAGAUUUUGUAGAUCACCUAGACCAUGUAGAUCCAGUGGAUGGAGUUCUGCUGAUAGAUCCAGAGUACCUCAAAGACCGGAAAGUCUUUGUGACCCUGACUUGUGCGUUCCGGUACGGUCGAGAGGACCUGGACGUUCUAGGCCUGUCCUUCAGGAAGGAUCUGUACAUUUCCACCUUCCAGGCCUUCCCGGCCCUCCCCGCAGAGGAGAGCAAACCACUUAGCCGUCUGCAGGAACGCCUGCUGAAGAAGCUGGGCCAACACGCGCAUCCGUUCAACUUCACUAUCCCCCAGAACCUGCCCUGCUCCGUCACCCUACAGCCAGGUCCAGAGGACACGGGGAAGGCUUGCGGAGUAGAUUUUGAGGUCAGGGCCUUCUGCGCCAAGACUGUGGAGGAGAAGAUCCACAAAAGGAACUCGGUGCGCCUGGUGAUCCGGAAGGUGCAGUAUGCCCCAGAGAAGCCCGGGCCUCAGCCUAUGGUGGAGACCACGCGAUCCUUCCUCAUGUCAGAUAGGUCCUUACACCUAGAAGCUUCGCUGGAUAAAGAGCUCUACUAUCAUGGGGAGCCUAUAAGUGUGAACGUCCAUGUCACCAACAACUCCACCAAAACAGUCAAGAGGAUCAAAACCUCAGUGCGUCAGUACGCUGACAUCUGCCUGUUCAGUACGGCUCAGUACAAGUGUCCUGUUGCACAGGAGGAGGCAGAUGACCAGGUAUCCCCCAGUAGUACCUUCUGCAAGGUGUACACUUUGACCCCCACGCUCACCAACAACCGCGAGAAGAGAGGUCUGGCUCUGGAUGGCAAGUUGAAGCACGAAGACACCAACCUGGCUUCCAGCACCAUCGUGAAAGACGUGUCCAAUAAGGAGGUGCUGGGCAUCCUGGUGUCAUACAGAGUCAAAGUCAAACUGGUGGUGUCCCGUGGAGGGGACGUGGCGGUGGAGUUGCCUUUUGUCCUAAUGCAUCCCAAACCCUCAGACCAACCCACCUCCAGACCUCAGUCAGUUGUCCCUGAAACAGAUGCCCCAGUGGACACUAACCUGAUAGAGUUUGAGACAAAUAACUUCUCUCAGGAUGAUGACUUUGUGUUCGAGGACUUUGCCCGUCUGCGGCUGAAGGGAAUGAAGGACGAUAAGGAUGAGGACGACCACUUUUGCUAGCUCUCCCUCCCCUAGUACCCCACGAGCAGGCAGUAGGAGGAGCUAGGGAGGAGGAGCUAGGGAGGAGGAGCUAGGCAAGUCCCUGGUUUGGUCUCAGCACCAGCCGGUAGAUCCAACAGAAACGAGGUGCAGGAGCACUCAGAUAUUUCUUUAAAGCCUCCCUCCAUUCUCUUCUGAUUCUUACUCUUCUGAUCUCCCCUCUUCUUUUUCUUUCGUCUACGAUGGCAUUGUUCAUUUCUACUCCUUUGUUUUGUCACUCCCUUGUUUUGUGAAACAAGAGAGAAUGAGAGAGAUAGAGAUACCUAUUGGGAGUGUUGAAUUGUUCGUCUCUGUUUUAUGAAAAUUGUUUUAUAUACAUUUUGGGUCCACUUGUUGAUUCAGGGUUGCUCUCCAAGUCUCACUUAUAAGAAGCGGGCAAACAGGUAAUUGUUUGUAGGUAUUGACAUGAAUACCAUGUAACUAGGGUGGAAAAUACUGAAACUUUCCCAAAAUACCCAGAUUUACCAGAUAUCUUGGGUUGGAAAAAAUAUCCAUACUUCCUGCUUUUCUCCCCCGGAUUCUGGAAAUCUAAGCAGGAAUUCUGAAAAACAUUGGUAUUUUGGGAACGUUGGGGUAAUUUUAGAUCCAUUUAAUUUUGUACAGGAAUACAUUGCUGCACAACUACUUAGAGGGAACACGAGUAAUAGUUUAUGCAAUUACAUUGUUAUUACAUUAUUAUAACCAGUUAUUACACUGUUAUUAAAUUCUUAUUAUCAUUGGUGAAGUGGAGACUUUGCCAUUUACGCACCUCUUUUAUUUUGCAAGCUUUCACCCACCUUUUGCUCGAAAAGGCAUUAAAAGCAUCGGGGGUGUUUCUUUACUCAUAGCAAAUGGUUAUGUGCCAUUGUCUGGAUUUAUUUUAUUUUUUUCAGUUACACCACUGGUUAUUAUGCUUUUAUUAUCAUUAUCCCUCUCACAUUAUCCUUGAGCAUAACAAAAUCAAAAUCCCUUUUUUCUGAAGGACGUUUACACAUACUGAAAUAUUCCUGGUGAAAUUUUACACGCUAAUAACCAAUAUGCAAUGCCUCCAUACCCAAUAUUCUGGUCAUUGUGGAAGACAUGUAGAGCGAUGUUGAUGUGUUGUCAUAGUGACAUCGGGAAUGAGGGAGUGUGUUGUCAUAGUGACAUGGGAAUGAGGGAGUGUGCUGUCAUAGUGACAUGGGGAAUGAAGGUGUAAUUGAUGAGCACUCACGCAGAGGGUUAGUGUCCAUGUGUAAAUCUUAAUGCACUUACAUUGAGAGCAUGAGUGUGAUAUCCUGCUGUUGCAUAUGCAUGCAAUUGUAUGUAGAGACUUUUCGGUUAGGGGCUACAUAGGGGCAGCAGCUAGCCUAGUGGUUAGGGGCUACAUAGGGGCAGCAGCUAGCCUAGUGGUUAGGGGCUACAUAGGGGCAGCAGCUAGCCUAGUGGUUAGGGGCUACAUAGGGGCAGCAGCUAGCCUAGUGGUUAGGGGCUACAUAGGGGCAGCAGCUAGCCUAGUGGUUAGGGGCUACAUAGGGGCAGUAGCUAGCCUAGCAGUUCGAUGCUACAUAGGGGCAGCAGCUAGCUUAGUGGUUAGGGGCUACAUAGGGGCAGUAGCUAGCCUAGCAGUUCGAUGCUACAUAGGGGCAGUAGCUAGCCUAGCAGUUCGAGGCUACAUAGGGGCAGCAGCUAGCCUAGCAGUUAGGGGCUGCAUAGGGGCAGUAGCUAGCCUAGUGGUUAGCGUCUGUCCACUGAUCCAAAAGUGGCUAGAUCGCAUCCACGAGCCGGUGGGGUGUAACAUCGCUCUGUCAUGAGCAAGACCGUAAUCCUAACUGCUCCUGUAAGUUGCCAAACCUACACACAAACACACAUCCUACAUGCAGUGGAUGUCUGGAACACGAUGAAGAGAUUUGCCAAAAAUUAGUUUUCUUGGCUAGGUCAUGUCCUGGUUGUAGUUUAACCUUACUGUCAGUGAGAUUGGGAGUUGGGAGUGCUGAUCUGGGAACAGAUCCACCCUGUCUAUGUACCCAUUUCUUAUAAUCAACGAAGCCAAAUCUGUUUCUAUUUUUAUUUCUUUUUACAUUAUGUGGAUUCAUAGUGUACUAAACUGUUCUGCCGUCUGUAGAAAGUUUGAUGCAGGUUGAUGUUUUUCCCUAACCACUGCUACUGGGUCAGAUAGCUUUCAUUAAUUUAAUGGUAAUGGUUCAGAUGGUAUGUUUAACUGAUCCUAGAUCUGUGGUUAAGGUGCAUCUUCUACCUCAAACGUGCUAGCUUUAACAACCGUUCAAACCUACCAGCAUCCCAACAUUAGCCUCCAUGAUCAGAGUCGCCCUUGUAGUGAGAUGAGGAAAAGAAGGACAAUGGGAAAUCUGGGAUUGGAACAGAUUUAUUAACUUUUAUUUUUGUAUUAUCACCAGAGAUAUACGCACCUAACUGUUGCCAUAAUUGAUUUUAUUUCUUUUAUUUUUUAUUAUAAAACAUGAUAUGAACUAACUAAGAUACUUCCCUACUCUAUUCUCUCAACUGCUGUAAAUAUUCUUACUGCUCCAUUCAACUCAACAGCCAAUAGGAGUUUAGUAUAGAACCCUGCAGUCCAAUCAGAGCAGUUUGUAGAAUAGGUAUCCUCAAGUCCGGGUUCAAGGACCCCUUAGUAUAGUGUUACUCAACCCUGCUCCUGGACACCCCAUGCCCUGCAUGUUUUAGAUCUCUCCCUGCCCUAACACACCUGAUGAAGCUCAUGAAGGACUUAAUGAGCUGAUCAUUUGAAUCAGGUGUGACAGAGCAGGGAGAGAUCGAAAACAUGCAGGGCAACCUUGUGCCCAGGAGCAGGGUUGAGAAACACUGGGUUAGUAUGUCAGGUUUAGUUCUGAAUAAUUUUGACAGUUAAAAUUAUCUAUAAAGUGAACUUCAAUAUAUUAAUUAAUUUAAUGUUGUUUCAUAAUUCCAUUUUGAGAUAUACAAAUAUGUUCAAUUUGGAAUCAGCAAAACCAGGGACUGCUCUGGACCAGGAUAUCAAAAGAUAUCUAGAUUGUUUAUAUGACAGGAUAAUACACAGAAGUUCACUGCGGUCAAUUCUGCUUGUAUGCGUAUCCAUAAUGGCGUGUUGGUGCAGAACAAAGGUAGAUGGGGAGGAUUGAUUGAUUGAUCGCCACUUGUCUAAUUUAUCAGAUUGGAAAUCAUUGUGUUUGAUCAGGUAAUAGAUUUACAUUAAAAAAAAUGGAUAGGCAAGCUUCAAAUACAGCAAACCAAGAGGAACAAAAUACUCAGCCAGCAAAUGAAAUGUACAAACAAUGAUCACCUCUUCCUAUCAGAUGUAUUUUAAUAUCAGAGCAGAGGUGUGUAAAUGUACUAUAUAUUAUGCUGUAUGUUGCCAUUUCAGUUAAAUUACAAUACUGGAUUUUUUAAAAAUGUUAAUCAACUUCUGUAAACACAUCUACAACUGUCCAUGGUGAACAACAUUAUUACUGAUGGUCAUAUAACAUUUUCUACAUUAAUUGGUUUUUACGCCUUUGAACGCACCCAGAGGAUGAUGUUAUUUACAUUGUACAAUUUUAGAAAUACAAUUCCUAGAAUGGAAAUCGGCAUUUAAGUCUAUGUUUUGCUUUUCUAGUAAUUAUAUUUCCGGAGUUGUGAUAAUGGCGGUCACAACACAUUGAUUAUAAACCUUCACAGGAAGGUUAGAAAGGUUCAUAAGGUUAGAAGGCUUAUACUCUGUUCAUGUUAUGACUGGAUCGACGCAUGGCAUGGUAUUCUAACAAUGCACUGUCUUGCAACAAUAUGGAAAAUGUUGUGAUAUUUGUGAUAUAGAUAUUUUAGGACCUCCAGAAGCUCUCUUAGGGACCAUGUAAAUGUUAAAAUGAGUUUUUCGCAACUCUGUACUUGAAGUGGCCUCUUAUGAAGCAUUUUAAUGCCCUAUGAACAUUCACAGCAUAUUCAAUAUUAUAUUGGUAUUGAACAAACUACUAAGGCAUGAAAGGCAUUUCUACUAUACAUUGAUAAUAUAACACAGCUGUUGUUUCUUAUUGUAUUAUGUUAUACAGUUACAUAAUGAUCAUUGGCUGAAUAAUGAGGUGCUAUGAAUGUUUAAUAAAGCAUUAUAAGACUUUGUAAGAACAAGCAUCAGGUAGUAGUGUUACCAGCUUUCUUUUUAUUGUAAAUCUGAAUGGUGAUUGUCCUCAUCUGUCUGUAAACCGGUCAAGUGUAGAAAAAAUUUAAAGUGGAAAUGAAGUAUUUUACAACUUAACCACGGUUUAACCAUCAGUUUCCCUAAUUUUCAGGGUGAGGAAAUAUCUUAACUACUUAGUAAAAUACUGAACUUUCCCUUUAAAAACAAAGAUCUUUCGUUUUUGUUCCCUUUGACCUUAGUUGAGGUAUUCAUGGAAACGCACGCAAUCAUGUCAGUUUGUAGACUAUCAUGUAUCAAGUUGAACUAUUUUAAGGACAAUUUUAAGCUACUACAAUUAUUACUACUACUAAAAUUGAGAUUCAUAAAGAAUUAUACUUAAAUGCUACCUGAUAAUUUAAUUAAAUCAAUGUAAGAAAGUAUAUUGUUAAGGAAACCAAGAUACUGUAUAAGCAAUAUGUUAUUUUGAUCAAUAAAAUGGAACAAAAUGAGAAUAAAAAAAGUAAAAGAAAAUUUGUAAAAACAUUUAAGAAUAUAUGUCGCUUCUUUAUUUUGUACUGCAUUUUAGAAAAUGUCAAAAAAUAAACAAAACAGUAACAUA